CACGACCUUCGCUUUCUGAGUGCGCUGCGACAAUCAUGGCGGCGGUUCAGGCUGUGCUCUCUGCUCUCGAUGUCUUCGGCCGUGCACCAGACAAAGCGGCCCUAGAUCAAGCCAAUACCUGGCUACAAGAUUUCCAGCAUUCCCGCGAUGCAUGGGCGACCUGCAACGUACUGCUGCUGUCUCCGGACGCGCCUCCGGCGGCGAAGCUCUUCGCAGCGCAGACAUUCCGGGCGAAGGUGACAUAUGAUCUCUACGAGAUGGAUCCAGCGGACAUCUUCCGUCUUCGCGAUACCCUCGUAACAGCUCUGGAGACAUACCAUGCCGGCCCUCGUACGAUCAUGGUGCAGCUCUGUCUCGCGAUCUCGGGGCUGGCCCUCCAACUCCCUGCGUGGGAGGACCCGGUGCAGAACAUGAUCGAUUCGUUCGGAAGGAAUCCGGCUACAGUCCCCGCGUUGCUGCAAUUCCUCACUAUCUUGCCCGAGGAGCUUUGCACGAACACUAAAAUCCCUGUCACGGACGAUGAAUACAAGGAGCGAGCUAACACGCUGCUCACUUCCAAGGCAAAGACGGUGGUGGACCUACUCUCGAUGUACUUGCAAGCACCAGGUGUUACGAGCACAAUACAGGCUCAGAUCUUUGCUUGUCUCAGCAGCUGGCUUGCUGCUGGGGAGGUCACGGCCGUGUCUUUGGUUGACAGUCCGCUACCAGGAUUCGCUUUCGAUGCACUGGUGUCAGAUGAGCUAUUCGAUACCGCGGUGAACGUGAUCUGCGACCUCAUCCAUGAGACCCAGGAGGUUGAGGAGAACAUGCCGAUGAUCGAGCAGCUCGUUCCUCGCAUCAUUGCGCUGCGGCCCAAGCUGACGGAGUACAAAGAAGACCCCGAUAAAAUCCGUGGAUUGGCCCGCAUCUUCACCGAGGCAGGGGAGACAUACCGCAGCCUCCUGCUCCAUCAUCCAGAGACAUUCUUCCCCAUUGUCGAAGCCAUCGGCGACUGUACUGCAUAUCCAGACUUGGACAUCGUCCCGAUUACCUUCCACUUCUGGAUGCGGCUCGCGCAGAACAUCGGCAAGAAGCCCUCCGUUCCUGCCCCGUUCCUCGAUGCGUACAAGGCCCUUAUGGGUGUGAUCAUCCAGCAUCUCCACUUCCCGAAGGAUUUCAGCACCCUAACCGGGCAGGAGGCAGAGAACUUCCGCUCGUUCCGGCAUGUAAUGGGCGACACGCUAAAAGACUGCUGCUACGUGCUCGGUGCAGACGCCUGCCUCCUCGCUACGUACGACAUGAUCACUGCGGCACUCGCGCGGGGUCCGAACGCGAUUUCCUGGCAAGAGAUCGAAGCACCGCUCUUUUCGAUGAGGUCAAUGGGGGCCGAGGUUGAUCCCGCAGACGACAAGGCGGUCCCGAAGAUUAUGGACCUCAUCCCGUCGCUACCAGCGCAUCCCCGUGUUCGCUACGCCGCACUCCUCAUCAUCUCGCGGUACACGCAGUGGAUCAACAGACACCCGGACUACAUCCCGUACCAGCUGCAGUACAUCUCUGCUGGCUUCGAUGAUACCGAUACCGAGGUGAAUGCAGCAGCGGGACAAGCGCUGAAGUACUUGUGCGAAGAUUGCAAGCAGCAUCUUGUCGACUUCCUUCCACAGUUGCACCAGUUCCUCGCAACAGUUGGGCCGAAGCUGGUGCAAGACGACAGGCUCAUGGUGUAUGAAGCGAUUGCACAUGUCAUUUCGGCUAUGCCAAUGGAGCAGGCUGCCCAGUCUCUGCGCACCUUCUCUUCUGACAUCCUGGCCCAAGUGCAUACAAUCGCUGCUAAGCCGACUCCUGCAACGAAGGAGGAGCUACAAUCCGUCUGCAACGCCCUCGAGAGCCUCGAGGUCAUGUUGGGUGUCAUCCAGACCUUCGGUGAAGAUCUCCCAGUGGCUUGCCAAAACAGCGUACAAGAAGGCUGGAGCUUCUUCGAUCCGUUCAUCGUGAAGUAUGGGUCGGACUACGCAAUUUGCGAGCGUAUCACACGAGUCCUCAGGCUCGCUCUCACGUUCUUCGGGGGAAGGGCGCGACCGAUCCUACCAUUCGUAUUGAAGCGGAUGUCAGAUGCGUUCGAGGUCACAGGAUUCUCGAGCUACCUGUGGAUAGUUGGGAAGAUCAUCGGCCGCUUUGGGAACGACGAGGAUCCUGCGUUGCGUGCAGCGUUGAAGGAAGUGUUUGAGCAUUCAUCGAACAAGCUCGUUCAAUUGCUCCAAGAGAAGACUCCCGCUAGUAUUCCGGAUGUCAUGGAAGACUACCUGCACAUGCUGCUCCAAAUGCUUGACUAUGCCCCCGACGUCUUCUUCCCCUCGCCCGCCUUCCCUGUCGCAUUCAAAGCUGCAUUGGCAGCGCUCACCGUUGUGCAUACUGAUAUCAUCUACGCAGCUCUAGACCUUAUUCGCGGGAUCGUCACUCAUGAGUGCCUCGUUCCGCCCGCAUCCGCACUACCACCGCCCAAGUUUCCGAUUUACGCCGCCGCCAUUAAUCCCGUCGUUCAGAAGGAUGGCCCGGAGCUGACGGGCUACCUCCUGUCAGGCAUGGUGGGGGACUUCCCCGAGGAGUCGACAUCGAUGGUCGUCACUAUAUUCCGGCAACUGGCCGCGCUCUGGCAGCGGGAGCUGCUCUCGUGGCUGCCUAUGGUCCUGCAACAGCUGCCGGUGACCGCUGUGCCUGACCAGUCGAAAACGCAGUUUCUUACGGAUAUGAGCAGCGCGAUCCAGUCGGCCGAGUACGAUCGGGUGAAACGUGCGAUCCUGUCGUUGCACCGGGCCUCGCGUAAGGCGCGCGACCGGAGACGAGCUGCGCCGUUUGAGGCGUAGGGGUGAUAGAGCGCAGGGAGAAGUAGUAUUUUGUUGUUGUAUCGUAGGAAGCCGUGUGCAAUGGAUAUAUUCACUGUC
Molecule: messenger RNA, 2918 nt
Organism: Rhodofomes roseus
Lineage: Eukaryota; Fungi; Basidiomycota; Agaricomycetes; Polyporales; Fomitopsidaceae
Product: ARM repeat-containing protein
Exons: 9
Coding region: 36-2840 (934 amino acids)
Biological process (GO): protein import into nucleus
Cellular component (GO): nuclear membrane; cytoplasm
Molecular function (GO): small GTPase binding
Source: RefSeq, a predicted model, not a curated record